Molecule: messenger RNA, 513 nt
Organism: Caenorhabditis elegans
Lineage: Eukaryota; Metazoa; Nematoda; Chromadorea; Rhabditida; Rhabditidae
Gene: K11H3.5
Exons: 3
Coding region: 15-338 (107 amino acids)
Source: RefSeq, marked reviewed
UUUCAGAAAUCAAAAUGCGGACGUUGAUGCUCAUUAUACUCUCAAUUUUAAUAUAUUUAUCGUCUGCAAAACCAGUUUUCGGUCCGAUCGGAGUCGUUGAAAAGCACAAAAUCGCCAAAAUGCUGCAGAACGAACAAAAAUCAUUGCAAAUGCUUGAAGAGGAACAAGCUCUUUUGGAAAAAGUCGUGGAAACUUUAAGUAACGAUAUUGAAGAGAAGGAGGAAAAGAUUGAGAAGUUGAGAAGAUCAUAUACAAAUGGAAAUGGUGCAUUAGCAAACAUUUAUGAAGACUAUCGUAGUGGUUUCAAGAGUGGAAUCGGUGCUCGUCCAGGCCGAUGAGAGCAUCUUUUCUCUCAAUUGCACAACAUUCACAUUCAUCACAUCAUUUAACAAUUUUCAACUGAUCGUCUUCAAAUCAUUACGGGUUAUCACAUUCACGACGGAUCUCUGUUCCACAUAAUAAAUAAAAGAUCGUCUAAUAUUUUUUAUUUGAAUAAAAACUGUUGAAGCUUUA